AUCAUCAUACAACUUGGAUAUUUUUUUGCUGGGUUUACAAUACUCUUUUGCUAGUUAAUAUUAUCCAAUUGUGUUGAUUGUCAGUUUAAGUUCUUCUGUUGUUCUAGUGUUUUCUUGUCUGAUUGACUUUCAUUUAAAACUAUUCUGUGCAAUUCUUGGUCUCUCAAACAUUUAAAUUGAUAAUACCGGCCAACAAUUUGUUGUCAACACUGGUUCGGUCUUCAUCAUGUCGCGUUUCAAUUAUUUAUUAAUUUUUACCCUAACUCUAUCUUUUACAAUUUUAUCAAAUAACAUUCACGCUGAAGAAGUCUCUGAUGCUGUUGAAGGGGAAGAGAUCAGUUUGGAUGCCAACUUAAAGGCUGGCAAAGAAGGAAGUGUCACUGAUGCCCAAGUUGUUGCCAGAGAAGAAGAAGCCAUCAAAUUAGAUGGACUCAAUGUUGCUCAGAUGAAAGAGUUACGAGAGAAGGCUGAAAAACACCAAUUUCAAGCCGAGGUUAACAGAAUGAUGAAUUUAAUCAUCAAUUCACUUUACAGUAACAAAGAAAUUUUCCUUAGAGAAUUAAUUUCCAAUGCUUCAGAUGCGCUGGACAAAAUAAGAGUGCUGGCAUUAACGAUUAAAGAAGCAUUAGAUUCUACUGCUGAAUUAUCAAUCAAAAUUAAAGCAGACAAAGACAAUAAUUUACUGCACAUCAUUGACACUGGAAUUGGUAUGACUAAGAAUGAGCUGAUUAAUAACCUCGGAGUUAUUGCUAAGUCAGGAACUUCAGAGUUCUUGCAAAAAGUUGGGGCCAGUGACGAUAUCUCAACCACUGAACUGACUGAUUUAAUCGGUCAAUUUGGUGUUGGAUUUUACUCAUCUUUCCUUGUUGCUGAUCGAGUUGUUGUCACUUCUAAAUCUAAUGAUGACGCUGAUCAAUACAUCUGGGAAUCAGACUCAGCCUCAUUCACAAUAAACAAAGACCCUCGAGGGCCAACAUUAAAACGUGGAAGUCAAGUUACAUUACACAUCAAGGAAGAGGCAAAAGAUUUUCUUCAAGAAGAAACGCUCAAAGAGCUCAUCAAAAAGUACUCUCAAUUUAUAAAUUAUCCAAUUUAUUUGUGGUCUAGUCGAACUGAAGAGGUUGAAGAGCCAAUUGAUGAUGAAUUAACUCCAGAUGAUGCGGCUGUCAAGGAAGAAGAAAAAGAAAAAGAAUCUAAAGAUGAUGAAGAUGUAAAGGUAGAAGAGGAAAAAGAAGAGAAGAAGCCUAAAACAAAGAAAGUUGAAAAGACUAUCUGGGAAUGGCAAUUAGUAAAUACUGCAAAGCCAAUUUGGACCCGAAAACCCACUGAAAUUACUGAUGAAGAGUAUAAUGAGUUCUACAAAUCAAUAACCAAAGAUUCUCAGGAUCCUUUAGCAAAAACUCAUUUCAUCGCAGAGGGUGAAGUAACAUUUAAAUCACUUCUUUUCAUUCCUACUGUUCAACCUUCUGAAUCAUUCAACCGAUACGGUACCAAAACUGAUAACAUCAAGUUAUAUGUUCGACGAGUUUUUAUCACCGACAACUUCACAGACAUGAUGCCAAGCUAUUUAGCUUUCCUUCGUGGUGUUGUUGAUUCUGAUGAUCUUCCAUUGAACGUUUCUCGAGAAACUCUCCAACAGCACAAGCUUCUUAAAGUAAUAAAGAAAAAAUUGGUUCGUAAAGCUUUAGAUAUGAUUAAAAAAAUAGCUGAAGCUGAUUACGCUAAAUUCUGGGGUGAAUAUGGUACUAACAUUAAACUUGGAAUAAUCGAAGACACUGCUAACAGAGCUCGCUUAGCAAAACUACUGAGAUUCCAAACAUCAGGUCUCGAAAAGGGAAAAAUGGUCUCUCUUGGUGAUUAUGUCAAACGGAUGAAAGAAAAACAGGAACACAUUUAUUACAUGGCCGGUUCUAGCUUCGAAGAAGUAGCUAGCUCUCCAUUUGUUGAACGUCUAUUGAAAAAAGGUUAUGAAGUACUUUACUUGACCGAUCCUGUUGACGAAUAUUGCAUUUCAGCUAUACCUGAAUUUGAAGGUAAAAAAUUCCAAAAUGUUGCAAAGGAUGGUCUUAAAUUGAAUGAAUCUAAAGAAAAACUUGAAGCUUUACAAAAACAAUUCGAGCCUUUAACUAAGUGGUUAGAAGGAACUGCACUUAAAGAAAAAAUUUCCAAAGCUUCAAUCUCUCAGCGACUCCAUGAUUCACCUUGUGCUCUUGUUGCAAGUCAAUUUGGAUGGACAGGUAAUAUGGAAAGAUUAGCCAAAAGCAAUGCUCACUCUAAAAGCAAUGACGUUACUCGUGAAUACUAUUUAUCGCAAAAGAAAGCUCUUGAAAUCAAUCCCAGACAUCCAUUGGUUAAAGAGAUGCUUAGACGUGUAGAAGGUGAUCCUGAUGAUGAAACUGCCAAGAAUAUGGCUGCUCUCAUGUAUGAAACUGCAACCCUUCGAUCUGGUUAUAUGUUAUCUGAUACUCAGUCAUUUGCAUCUCGAGUUGAAAGUUUAUUACGAAAAACAUUAGGAGUUGAUGAAUCUGCUGCAGUCGAAGAAGAUGAUCUAGAGGAAGAGGCACCAGAACCUGUUAAAUUUGAUCAAGAAGAGGAGGAAAAAUUUGAUGAACCUUCAGACGAACACACAGAGCUUUAGAAAUAUGCAUCAAAUAUUUUUUGUUCAUUUGCUAAUUUGUUAUAUUUAUUGUAAUCAUCAAAGAAUCAAACUUUACAUUUCCUCAUCCUUAACCAAACUUGAUUCUUUGAUUUUUCACUAAACCUUCCUGUCACAUUGGUCUUUUUUCAUAAAGAUCGCCCAUUUUUGGUUCAUAUUUAAAUUAAAACAAUUUUUUACAAGUAC
Tetranychus urticae (two-spotted spider mite) is the source of this 2842-nucleotide messenger RNA. RefSeq names its product heat shock protein 90 Gp93 (gene Gp93). Gene Ontology annotation, molecular function: ATP-dependent protein folding chaperone; ATP hydrolysis activity; ATP binding. Gene Ontology annotation, biological process: protein folding. The record is from RefSeq and is a predicted model, not a curated record. Lineage: Eukaryota; Metazoa; Arthropoda; Arachnida; Trombidiformes; Tetranychidae.